AGCUUUUGGUAACCACAAUCCUUCAGUCAGUGACUCUCUCCCAGCUUCAGCCGGUGGCAUCAGGAGUGCCCCACAGCGUCUGUCAGGUGUAACAGAAGCCGUCCUGCAGACAAAAUGAAUCCUGUCCUGUCCUUGAGCGGCGUGGUCCUCCUGCUCCUGUCCCUGUCCACUUGGGCUCGUGCUGAACCACGCAGGACGACGUCAGCGCAGAGCAGAUCCCCCCGCGCGCCUGCAGCCAAAGUGCGACUUGCAGGAAAUUUUGCUCGUGAUCCGAAUGAGGGUCGUGUUGAGGUCCUGCACAACAACACCUGGGGCACCGUGUGUGACGAUGAGGUGGACAUCAAACUAGCCAAUGUGGUGUGCAAAGAGCUGGGCUUCCAUAGCGCCAUCACGUGGGCACACAGCGCCAAGUACGGAGAGGGAGAGGGUCCCAUAUGGAUGGACAAUGUGCGCUGUGAUGGCUCUGAGAAAUCCCUCAAGGAAUGUAAGCACAAUGGUUGGGGAGUGAAUGAUUGUAAGCAUUCAGAAGAUUUGGGGGUCGUGUGUGCCCCUGAACGCAGGUUGGACCAAACAGCCAGUAGGGGGCACACUUCUCUGAGGACCAAUCUGAACCCUGCGCCUCAGUGGCAGGGCCCAGUUUCCACCAGAAGACACCCUGCGUAUGGCUACUAUGGAAAUGGACAUCCAUAUGAAGUACCAAGGUUCAACAGACCCCAUCUUUACCAGGGUCAUAGUAAGGUCCGCAUUGAGGAGGUGCGCCUCCGUCCUAUCCUCAUGGCCACCAAGCGAAAGAGCUUGAUUACAGAAGGCGUGGUUGAAGUAAAGCAUGCUGGGAGAUGGAGGCAGGUGUGUGAUUUGGGCUGGAGUCUAAACAGCAGCAGAGUUGUAUGUGGGAUGCUUGGCUUUCCAGAGGCUACCCAGCACAACGUCAAAACAUACAAGAAAAUAUGGGAUACAAAGGUUGCAGAUCCCUCAACAAGACUGAGCUUGAUGACAAAGAAGAAGGGUUUCUGGGUAGAGAAAGUGCACUGUUUGGGCACAGAAAACACUUUGUCUGAAUGUCAUGCUCAGCUCUCCAUCCCACGUAAUCCCUUCCCAUGCAACAAAGGAAGACAUGCAGUGGUCAAGUGUGUCCCAGGACCCCAGUUUGCACGGAUAUCAUCUGGAAGACCGCAGGCCCCUUAUCCAGUUGUGCCUGUGCGUCUGAAGGCCGGGCCCAGACUGGGUGAGGGUCGUGUGGAGGUGCUCCGAGAUGGAAAAUGGGGAACAAUUGUGGACCAUAUGUGGGACAGAACAGCCGCUAGUGUGGUGUGCCGAGAGCUGGGCUUUGGUACUGCUAAAGACGCACUACAUGGAGCUUUUAUGGGACAAG
Boleophthalmus pectinirostris (great blue-spotted mudskipper) is the source of this 1372-nucleotide messenger RNA. Its product is annotated as lysyl oxidase homolog 4-like. Gene Ontology annotation, biological process: peptidyl-lysine oxidation. Gene Ontology annotation, molecular function: protein-lysine 6-oxidase activity. The transcript is spliced from 7 exons. The annotation marks the transcript as partial. The record is from RefSeq and is a predicted model, not a curated record. NCBI's taxonomy places the organism in Eukaryota, Metazoa, Chordata, Actinopteri, Gobiiformes, Gobiidae. Gene Ontology annotation, cellular component: membrane.